Molecule: messenger RNA, 1752 nt
Organism: Pelmatolapia mariae (spotted tilapia)
Lineage: Eukaryota; Metazoa; Chordata; Actinopteri; Cichliformes; Cichlidae
Gene: znhit6
Product: zinc finger HIT-type containing 6
Exons: 10
Coding region: 59-1213 (384 amino acids)
Biological process (GO): maturation of LSU-rRNA from tricistronic rRNA transcript (SSU-rRNA, 5.8S rRNA, LSU-rRNA); snoRNA localization; box C/D snoRNP assembly
Cellular component (GO): nucleus; pre-snoRNP complex
Source: RefSeq, a predicted model, not a curated record
GCAUUUGUUUUGAUCCCGGCGUGUCGUUUCGUCCGCGUGCUACUACAAUUCUCCCGUUAUGAGCUCAGUAAUUCUUCCAACAGCACACAUAAUGUCAUCCGCGGAGAACAAAGUCGAAAAUAGCAGCACCGAAGAAGAGCAGAGAGGGAAGAAAAGAAAGAUGUCUCUUUCCAGUUGUGGUGUUUGUGGAUCAGAGGAGGCCAAGUACAGGUGUCCAGCCUGCCUUACUCAUUCCUGCAGCUUGCCGUGUGUGAAGAAGCACAAGGAAGUUUUAGGAUGCAGUGGCGUUAGAAAUAAAACAGCAUUUGUGACACUGUCACAAUUUGAUGAAAUGACACUUCUCAGUGAUUACAGGUUUCUGGAGGAUACUGGCCGAUUUGCUGAUGGUGCCACCAGAGACAACCUCGUCCAGGCUCCUCGUGUCACUGUCAAAUCUAAGAAACUGGCCUCUAAUGCCAGGAAGAUGAACAUCACCCUGAGAUUCCUCCCCAUCACCUUCUCUAAGAGCAGAGAAAACUCCACCUUCUUCCUUACAAAAGAAAAACUGUUUCUGUGGCACCUGAAGCUCAUAUUUCCUCAGAGCAGUUCAGAGUUCACUCAGAGGAGGGUGUCUGACAAACAAACCUUGAAGCAGAUCUUGACUGCUUAUAUUCACCCUACAGAGUCGGACCCUGUCACACGUCAGAAGUUGAAGAUGUAUGUGCAAGCUCGGUUUGAUCAUGUCAAAGUUUUCAUGAAAGUGGAGGGAAGAAAGGCUAACUCUGUCAGGUAUCAUGAGUUGGACAUUGAGAAGAGCCUGAGGGAUAACCUGAGCUACAAAACACUGAUUGAAUAUCCUGUGCUGCAUGUUGUACUCAAAGAUUACUGGAAGGACUAUCCACUGAAAGGACCAGCUGAACCUGCAUCAGCUUGUGCUCCUUUUGCAACAAAGAAUGACAAGGUGGGCCAAGAGAAGGAAACCGCGACCCCAUUUUCGCCAUCGCCACAAAGAUCUCCCACAACAGGAGAAACCAGCAUCAGCAGAACUGCCCAAGAGAUGGAACCCCCGCCACAGAAAAAGGCAAAGAGAGGAGAUGAGGAUGAGGAGCAAGAGGAGGGAGAGAUCACAGACAGUAGUGAUGAAGACAAUAAAACUAUCCCAUGUGGUAAGAGCUGCGACGAUGCCAAAGAUCCCGCUAAUGACGCGAAAGUGACUAAAGAUGAAGUUCAGUAGAAGUCAGUGGUGGACAGUGUUGUUAUUAAUGAACACAGUGACAGCAGCAGGGAUCAGUGAAUAAAUGAGGGGAUUACUGAAGAAAGUGCGGAGGUCAGCAUGACUAAGGAGGGGGCUCUUAAAGAGCUGACGGCUAUUCUCAUAUCCCUGCCUGUGGAGAUGAAAAUGAGUCAGCUAAUGCUGCUGACAGCUGGGGGAUUGGAAUGACAGUAUCCAGAUACUGAGGCUGUGACGCUGCACACGUCACAGGAAGUCAUCAGUCUUCUGUCAGUUUACUUUAGUCCUUUUUCAGUAUUUGUAUAUAGGUCAUUUUCAGUAGCGAGAAUAAUUGUUAACGAAAUGUAUUAUUAUUUGCACUUAGAAUCAUUUCAGUUUUUAUUUUUAUACUGACUGAUUUCAUAAGUGAAUCACUGAUGAUAUUUAGGAUUUUGAUAUUACUUUAAUUUCAAAGCAAUAUAAAUAUAUAUAUAUGUUAGUAAAAUAAAUGUGCUAAUAACAUCACGUUCUGUUAAAAAUGUUUUGUUAUGAAAUGAAUUUAU